AUGUCGCAGGGAACGCAGCCCGGUGAGCAAUUCCCUCGGGCGACGGUACGGGAGCGCAUCGAGGAGGCGUUAAGCGUGGUGGUAAAAGACGGAAAACCCAUCCUAGUGGCGACUGACAACCACCUGGGGUUCAUGGAGAAGGACGACGUGCGCCGCCACGACUCCUUCACUGCCUUUGAGGAGAUCUGCAAGCUCGCCCAGUCGCUGCAGGUGGAUUUCCUGCUGCUGGGCGGGGAUCUGUUUCACGACAACAAGCCCUCGCGCGCCACGCUGGUGCGCACGAUCGACAUUCUGCGGCGCUACUGCCUCAGCGACAACCCUUGGGCUUUCUACGCGACUCACAGAUGCUGCACUAUGCUGUGUGGCCCUGUGCAUGUGCUGCCAUGCUGCCAUGCUGCCGUGCUGCGUGCGUGUACUGCCGUGCUGCCAUGCUGCCGUGCUGCGUGCGUGUACUGCCGUGCUGCCAUGCUGUCGUGCUGCAUGUGUGCAUGCUUGCUUUGUGUGGUGCAUGGCAGGUUCGGGCAUGUGAACUACGAGGACGAGCACUACAACGUGGGCAUGCCCGUCUUCACCGUGCAUGGCAACCACGACGACCCCGCUGGCAUCGUCACGCUGAGAGAAGCGCUGAGAGAAGCGCUGAGAGAGGCGCUGAGAGAAGCGCUGAGAGAAGCGCUGAGAGAAGCGCUGAGAGAAGCGCUGAGAGAAGCGCUGAGAGAAGCGCUGAGAGAAGCGCUGAGAGAAGCGCUGAGAGAAGCGCUGAGAGAAGCGCUGAGAGAAGCGCUGAGAGAAGCGCUGAGAGAAGCGCUGGGAUGGGCGGUGGGAGGGGGACGGUGGGAGGGGCGGUGGGAGGGGCGGUGGGAGGGGCGGUGGGAGGGGGACGGUGGGAGGGGCGGUGGGAGGGGCGGUGGGAGGGGCGGUGGGAGGGGGACGGUGGGAGGGGCGGUGGGAGGGGCGGUGGGAGGGGUGCUUGCUGCGGAUGGCAUGGGAUGGACGCAUGACGCGGAUGGCAUGUGGAUGGGAAAGGGGGGAGACAACCUAUCAGCGGUGGACAUCCUCUCGUCAUGCAAUCUGGUGAACUACUUUGGCAAGUCCAACAUGCCCGAGCAUGACGCCGCGCAGAUCACCCUGCACCCCGUGCUGCUGCGCAAGGGCGCGAACCGCAUAGCGCUGUACGGGCUGGGGUACAUGCGGGACGAGGGUGCCAACCGCAUUGCACUAUACGGGCUGGGGUACAUGCGGGACGAGCGGCUCAAGAUGAUCAUGGAUGUGAGAGGGGCGGGGAGAAGCAGAGGGCAGGGGGGCACGGCUGGUGGGACGAAGAGGGGGCGUGCGGGGACCGCGAAAGGGGCGGGAGCACCAUCACCCCCCUUCCCCUCCUCUCUCCGCACUGCAGGCGAGGCAGAGCAGAACCCGCAGGGGCUGCAGUGGAUCCGACCGCACGAGGCUCUCCCCUCCACCUCCCCCCCAUCACCCUCCAUUCCCCCCAUUCCCCCCAACACCCCCAUCACCCCCAUCACCCCCUGUCACCCCCAUCACCCCCAUCACCCCCAUCACCCCCAUCACCCCCCUCCCCCUGCUCUCUCCACAGAACCCGCAGGGGCUGCAGUGGAUCCGACCGGACGAGCCGGGCACGAGGCGGUGCGCAUGACGAAUGUGAAGAAGGUGGUGACGGUGGACGAGUCAGGCUUCGCGUCCUUCCUGGACCUGGUGGUGUGGGGGCACGAGCACGAGUGCCGCAUCGAGCCUGAGGUGAAGUGGAAGUGGCUCAUGGGGGCGGCCUGUCAUGGAGGUCCGUGGGGGGGCGUGGGAGGGCAUGGGGUUCCAUGGCAGGCGAGGGGCGAGGGGCGGGGGGCUGGCCAGGAGAAAGAUGGUUGGGAUGGAGGGGAGGGGAGAGAUGCUGUGGAGGGGAGGGGAGGGAUGCUGUGGAGGGGAGGGGAGGGAUGGUGUGGAGGGGAGGGGAGGGAUGCUGUGGAGGGGAGGGGAGGGAUGGUGUGGAGGGGAGGGGAGGGAUGGUGUAGGGUGGGCGCGUGGGGUGGAGUGGCUCGGUGCAUGGAGCGCUGCGUCCUCUUUCUGUGCGGCGGUGCUCUACACGCGCAUAGGCGCAGGAUGAGCGUGCAACCGGCGCGAGCAAAGUACUUCAUAUCGCAGCCGGGGUCGUCGGUGGUGACACAGCUGGCGGAGGGCGAGGCCAAGCCCAAGCACGUGCUGCACCUGCGCGUCCAGAGCUGGAGAUGUGCCCCAUGCCUCAUCCCCGCGUUAUUCCUCUUCUGCCUCUCACCCUUACCAUUCCCACUCUCCUCCCUGCCCUCCUUGUUUUCUCCCACUCUUCCCUCUCCCCCCCCUCUCCUCCUUCCCCACACAUGCCAUGCCACCAUGCAACUAUGCAUUGACCGUGAUGCCGCCAUGCCGCCGUGCCGCCAGGGAAACCAGUUUGAGACACAAAACAUCGCCCUGACCACUCCACGCCCGUUCGAAUAUGCCGAGGGACCCGCAGGAGCUGGCGCUCUUCCUCUCCCCUUUCCCCUUCCCCGCUCUUCCUUGCCUGUCAUUGCCUUCCUUGAUCCUCCUCUGCCCUCGUCUUUCUUCCCUCCCCUCGUGCGCCAGGUGUCAUUGAGGGACGCGCAGGGCGUGAACGCCAGGGACCCGGAGGAGCUGGCGGCCUUCCUCUCCGCCACCGGCGGAGGGAAGGUGGAGAAGAGCCUGACUGCCGCCACAGUGAGAAGCGGGGAGUGGGGGAGGGAAGGGGACUGUUGCCACAGUGUGAGGAGAGAGGGAGGGGGAAGUGUGACUGCCGUCGGAGUCGGAGGGGAGUACAGGGCACAGGCGGAGCGCAUGAUAGCACAGGCGGAGCGCAUGAUAGCACAGGCGGAGCGCAUGAUAGCACAGGCGGAGCGCAUGAUAGCACAGGCGGAGCGUAUGAUAGCACAGGCGGAGCGCAUGAUAGCACAGGCGGAGCGCAUGAUAGCACAGGCGGAGCGUAUGAUAGCACAGGCGGAGCGCAUGAUAGCACAGGCGGAGCGCAUGAUAGCACAGGCGGAGCGCAUGAUAGCACAGGCGGAGCGCAUGAUAGCACAGGCGGAGCGCAUGAUAGCACAGGCGGAGCGCAUGAUAGCACAGGCGGAGCGCAUGAUAGCACAGGCGGAGCGCAUGAUAGCACAGGCGGAGCGCAUGAUAGCACAGGCGGAGCGCAUGAUAGCACAGGCGGAGCGCAUGAUAGCACAGGCGGAGCGCAGCUUCAGGGAGAGGCGAGCACUGGCUGAUUUGAUCGCUGCUUGCGCUCGUGACACAUUCCCCCCCUCUCACCUCUCCUCCCAUGCCCCAUGCGUGCCUCCCCAUGUGUGCCUCCCCAUGCGUGCCUCCCCAUGCGUGCCUCCCCAUGCGUGCCUCCCCAUGCGUGCCUCCCCAUGCGUGCCUCCCCAUGCGUGCCUCCCCAUGCGUGCCUCCCCAUGCGUGCCUCCCCAUGCGUGCCUCCCCAUGCGUGCCUCCCCAUGCAUACCUCCCCCCCCUCAGGUGCAGCGCAUGAUAGCCAAGGCAGAGAGCAGCUACAGGGCGAGGCGAGCAGCACAGCUGCCAGAGGGGCUGCUGGAUGGGGGCGGCAGAGAGGGGAGCAGGGAGGUUCCGGUGCCGCUGCCGCUCAUACGCAUUCGCGUGGACUACUCGGGCUUCUCCACCAUCAACUCGCAGCGCUUUGGGCAACAGUUUGUGGGCAAGGUGGCGAACCCUCACGACAUGCUCAUGUUCUUCAAGGCGCCCACCAGGAAGCCCUCCACCACCGUUGUGGAGGUGGGCGAGGAGAGGGUGGUGCAGCCGGACGAGCUCAAUCAGAGCAACAUCGAGCAGCUGCUCAGGGAUAGCAACGUGGCCACGUGGUGGUUGAUAGGCCACGUGGUGGUUGAUAGGCCACGUGGUGGUGGUGAUUGGAGGGCAGCAUGGAUGGCCCUGCUGUCCGCAUCCGCCUCCCUCCUCCAUCUGCUCAUGUGCCCCUCUCCAUCUGCUCAUGUGCCCCUCUCCAUCUUCCAUCGCUCCACUCCUCUCCCGCUCCAUCCUCUCCCCCUCCAUCCUCUCCCCCUCCAUCCUCUCCCCCUCCAUCCUCUCCCCCUCCUCACCCCACCUCCAUCUCUCACCUCUCCUCCCUCUUCUCUCCCGGCGCACCUUCCCCCCUUCCCUCUCCCGCCUUCCCCCUCAAAGAAACUGGAGGUGCUGUCGCUGGGGGGGCUGGCGGAGGCGCUGCAUGGGUUUGUGGGGCGCGAUGAGAAGCACGCCUUCUCCUCCUUCCUAUCCUCCUCGCUCUCCGACACCCAGGCGUGGCUGGUGAAGGAGCAGGAAGGGGCGGGUUUGAGGGACGAUGAGGACAUCUUGCGACUCGUGGAGCAGUGCGUGCUGCAGGCCAUGGAGAAGCGCGGUGGUGCGGCGGCGCCUGGCGAUGGCGCUGGCGAUGCAGGAGCAGCGCAGCCGAUGCCCGAUGUGAGUACAGUUGAGCGAGUGAGGGGCUCAUGCAUGGAGCAGGCGAGCGAGCGAGUGGGUGCAGGAUGUUGGCCAGCAGCAGCAGCCACGCCAGCAGGUGGGAGGGCAGCAGCGAGUGUGGGCAGCACCAAGGUGGCGAUGGAGGAGGAGGAGAUCGAGGACGACGACCUGCCUGCUCAAAACGGUCAGGGCAUGAUGGCAGCGCCACGUGGGGCUGGUGGCAUGGCGGCAGCACGUGGUGUGGACGAUGAGGACGUGGAGGAAGUGGGCCUGGGCUCCAGGGCAUCAGCAGCGCGAGCAGCCUCCCAGCGGCGCUCCGCCACUGCUGCCUCCCCCAUGAGUCAGCGGGAGGGGCGGGGAAGGGGACGGGGCAGAGGGGCAGCAGCUGCAGCAGCAGGGGGUGUAGGGAGGGGAAGGGGGAGGGGAAGAGCAGUGGUUGGUGGGUGGAGCAGUUUGGGUGUGUCAGGCGUUGGUACAGCAGGAGUGAGCAUGCAGAGUGACGGGGAGGAGAGUGAUGAGGAGGAGCAUGUGAGGCGUGGUGGCAUAGAGGAGGAGGAUGAUGAGGAGGAGGAGGAAGAGGAAGACGAAGAGGACGAGGAGGAGCAGAGGGCACGGGCAAAGCGAGCGAGAAGGGGUGUGGGAGGAGUCACGGGUGGCUUCAGCUUCACACCCUCGCAAGUGAGUGUGGAGGAUGCACCGUCAGCGUGGCAGCAGGUAUGGAAGAGCAAGGCAGUGAAGCCGAUAUGA
Molecule: messenger RNA, 5211 nt
Organism: Closterium sp. NIES-65
Lineage: Eukaryota; Viridiplantae; Streptophyta; Zygnematophyceae; Desmidiales; Closteriaceae
Source: the annotation of a GenBank genome assembly